Staurois parvus is the source of this 346-nucleotide messenger RNA. The record is from the annotation of a GenBank genome assembly. Lineage: Eukaryota; Metazoa; Chordata; Amphibia; Anura; Ranidae.
UGACAAAAUGGAACCCACCAGCAGUGUGAGGAGACCUGAAAGUGGCACAUGGCAGAGUGUGGCGAUGGAGACAGCAGCAAUGGGAGGCCGUACAGGGACCCAUGACACACUCUGGACCUGGCAGCAGCAUGAGGAGGAGGCGGUACAGGGGCCCAUGACAGAUUACGGGCCUGGCAGCAGCAUGAGGAGUCGGUAAAGGGGGCCCAGCACCCUAUCACAAAAUGGAACCCACCAACAGUGUAAGGAGACCUGAAAGUGGCACAUGGCAGAGUCUGGCGAUGAAGUCAGCAGCAAUGGGAGGCCGUACAGGGACCCAUGACACACUCUGGACCUGGCAGCAGCAAGA